Messenger RNA from Monascus purpureus, 2049 nucleotides. NCBI's taxonomy places the organism in Eukaryota, Fungi, Ascomycota, Eurotiomycetes, Eurotiales, Aspergillaceae. The record is from the annotation of a GenBank genome assembly.
AUGGAGCAGAUAUUGAAGCAGCGGGUCGAGGGGAUCUCGUUGGACACGAAUAGUCUGGCGCGGAUGGCGAAUUCGCUUUCUCUCGCGGACAAAGCGUCCCCUGCUGUCUGCGAUGCGGUGGACGUGGAGGAGUUGGCUCUUGAGGAGGAAUCGUGUACGAUGGAUCCGGUUGGGGAUACUAUCACUCAUUUCUCCGGGGAGUUCUCGUAUUGGAACUUCUCCAUGCGUGUCAAGCAGCGCCUGGACAGCCAGACGAGGGCUGGCACUCAGAAGUCGGACCGAAUAGACGGAUACUGGCGGGCCCAGCAAUUGCGUCCAGGUCUGAGCCAUCUGUCCGAGGCGAUCGCCUGCUGUCCUCCGCGCCAUAUAGCCGUGUUUUUGGUCGGCACGUUCUUCAAGCACACCAAGCAGCACUGUUUCAUCGUCCGGGAGAACUGGGUCCUGGAAGAGUUGAGCACGCUCUACAGUGACCCUCGGAGGCUGCUUGAGAAGACGCAGGCCGCAGUCAUCAUUGCCAUCCUGCUGGCCGUCUUCGCCAUUGGAACGCAGUACGCACAUCUCGAAGCCCGGAGGAAUGCUGCAGCCGGCGCAUUCACAUCUCCGCCGGCGUUCUCGGAGGAAGAGGUCGGCGUCACGUUCUACCAACCGGCUAUCCGUCUACUCCCUGAGAUCAUCGAGCUGUCGUGCCUGGAAAGCGUGCAGGCGUGUCUGCUGUUCGGCUUUUACGCCCUCCCCGUCGACGCCGCGGGGCUGGGGUACAUCUACGUGAACCUGGCGGUGCGGCUGGCGAUGCAGAACGGGAUGCAUCGCAGGUGCACUACGGACGCAUUCACCCCGAUGAUGGUCGAGGGGCGCAAUCGUGUGUGGUGGAUGGCAUAUUCGCUUGAGAGAAAAAUAUCCAUCUUCCAUGGCCGGCCUCUGUCCAUCGCACGAUCCGACGUCGAUGCCGACAUGCCACGGUACCAGCCGGAUAUGCCGCUGGAAGACUCAAGCUGGGCCGUUGCUUGUGCCGUGGCCGGUGUCAAUCUGAUCUUCUUCCUCGAGGACCUUUUCAAUCUGGUGUCCCUUCUCCGCAAUUGUCGGAAGCAGGAGACACCACACCUCAUCCUACGACUGGUGAGCAAGAAAGAUGCCCUGACAACGUGGUGGGAUAGCCUCCCGCCAGAGAUCCUCGGGAAUAGAACCCAGUCCCAGGCACAGCUUCGCGCAACCAUGCAUCUACGACUAGAAUACUGCCUGGUGCGCAUGUUCGUUGGCCGGCCAUUUCUGCUUCGGAAUGAACCGUCCUCUUCCCCGGCUGCGUCAGACUGCAGAACUCCACGGAGCUGCGGCGGACAGAGCUCGCACGGCAGAGAUCUCGUCGAGGAUUGCAUCCAAGCCGCCAAGACCGCGUUGGAAAUCUGUCAACUGCUCCGAGACUGUGGGCCUGGACUGGCCAGAGCGUCGUAUACAGAGUUCAGCUCCUGUCGCGCGUCGCUGUUGGUCUUGAUUGCCUACUCGAUCGAGAACCGGCCGGAGGAGUUCCGGAAACAGCUACGCGACGGUUUGGAUAUGAUCCGGGAGAUGUCUGCUGCUGGGGACUCGGCAAGAUCAGAGGUAUCCUUGAUCGAGGCGCUGGAGCGUGCUCUCGAGCGCUUGCAAGGCCGGGCGCAGAGAGCACGGGCGAGCGAGAUGGGUGUGAACGAGGCCGAGUCUUACGUUCCGGAUUACAACGCUUUCAAGCACUGGGGAGUAAUGUGGAAGAACCAGAGUCGCAGCACGAUGAGUCCUAUGGAUGUGCCGAAUGCCAUGUCUCCUCGAGGCGGACGGCCUCCCAUUUCCGAUAUCAACUCUCCAGACCAUCUAGCCGGCUUGAUGGAUCACGGCAUACCCCUUGAUGACACUGGACAAGAUGGUGGAGUGGAUAUCUUCCGCUCCUUCGGCUCGACAGACUGGUCAACGUACGGUGCUGGAAAUAUGGCUUCAGGAUGGACAGAUACACUGGAGACGAGGGUGCUGGAGCAGUUCCUUGCGAGUCCGUCCGGAAUAUGCAACUCAGUAGAGCAGUAG